UGCGAGCGCGGGUCCGCGCGCCACGUGGCCAGAGACAUCCUCCUCCCCCGCGCGCGCCGGUGGGAGAGGGGGGGUCGCGGGUUCGAGUGCGUCGCAACGUCGCAACGUCGCGGGAAGCGGAUGGUCCGCGGAGCGACCCCAGGACCCACCAGCCACGCGGCUCACACUCGCACUGUCUCAAGGUAAACUCCUUCCGCGAAUAAGUAGGGACCGGAAAAGUUCGCGGGUUCAACGACCUCCAGGACGAACUCCACAGUUCUACGUACACUCGGUCAAAUGCCACCCACCCAUUGGCCGCUGUCUUGUGAGACGUCCCAACGUAGUAGCCUGUGAUUCGAUAAAGCUUUGGUCGGGUGUUUUCUCAUUGGCCCCUCGUCGUCCAGGCGGAGUGACGGCAUGACGUGAGCCAUGAGCGCGACCACGUCGGCCGAGCCGGCGGCGGCGGGCGAACCCGUGGACAACUCGGGCUACGGCAGCGGCGACGAGACGGCCAGCCUGCUGGAACGCGUGCCGGCGGUGACGGUGGCUGCGGCGCCCGCCGCCAAGCCGGUGCUCACGCGCCAGGACUGCACCACGCACCUGCAGCGCCACCCGCAGCUGUCGGGCUCCAGCAACCUGGGCGGCAGCCAGGAGAGCGGCGCGGGCGUGUGCCUGGAGGAGUCGAGCAGCGCGCGCUCCGUGCCCGACAUCGAGCUGCACUGCCGCGACCAGGCGGUGCCGGCGCACUCUGCCGGCGCGACGGGCCCCGCCGCCUGCCGCCUCCGCGCCGCCUCCGCCGGCUACCACCUGCUGCCGCACGCGCACUCCCGCUGCCGCUGCGAGCGCCGCGACUCGCACUCGCCGCUGUCCUCCCUGCAGCCGCUGGCGCGCUCCGCUUCCCGGGAGAGCGUGCGCUCUAUGGCGCUACACCAGCACCACAUUCCCCACCACCCGCACCACUGCAACGCGGGCGGCGCGCCUCCCCCGCGCCUGCUGCUCACCACCUCGCCCUACAGCUCGCGCAUCAUCCGCCAGAGCUCGCAGCCCGAGUCGACGGCGGCGGUGGCGCCGUGCGGCGGCCACUGCGCGCACCAGCACUGCGCGCACCCCAGCGCCUCGCUGCGGCAGCUGCGCGAACCGGGCGACGGCAUCGCCGGCAUCGCCGCCGACUCGCUCCGCAUCAACGGCGCCAUCCGGCAGUUCAAGCAGACUCUGGCGCAGUCCCGACGGUCGCGAUUAAGACGGGCCUUCACGGACGCCACGAGCGAUACGAUCACCUACGCCAAAACGCUGCGGAAGCCCGUGUCCACGCUGUCCAUCCCGGGCUCGAUGAAGGGCCUGCAGGGCAGCAAGGAGGGCCCCGGCGGCGCGGCGGCUGAGGAGGCGGGCAUCGCGCUGGUGGGCGUGCACGCCGAGUACCCCAGGUACACGGAGGAGCGCGGCCUGUGCAAGGGCGGCUCCCUGGAGAGCGGCGGCGCCAACACCGCCGGCGGCGGCUCCCAGGGCAAGCACAAGCCCAACGUGGGCUACCGCCUGGGGCGGCGCAAGGCGCUCUUCGAGAAGCGCAAGCGCAUCAGCGACUACGCGCUCGUCAUGGGCAUGUUCGGCAUCAUCGUGAUGGUGAUAGAGAACGAGCUGUCCAGCGCGUACGUGUACACCAAGGUGGGUGGACCCGGCGUCUUUGACGUUCCCUUAAACCACCACGCCGGCGCCUACAGCUUGGCGUCUUUCUACUCGACGGCGUUGAAGACGCUCAUUUCCGUUUCGACUGUGAUCCUCUUGGGACUGAUAGUGGCCUACCACGGACUGGAGGUGCAGCUGUUCAUGAUCGACAACUGCGCCGACGACUGGCGCAUCGCCAUGACGUGGCAGCGCAUCUCGCAGAUCGCGCUCGAGCUGUGCAUCUGCGCCGUGCACCCCAUCCCGGGCGAGUACUACUUCUACUGGACGACGCGGCUGGCGAACCGGUCGACGGGCGAGACGGGCUCCAAGUGGGUGCCCUACGACGUGACGCUCUCGCUGCCCAUGUUCCUGCGGCUGUACCUCAUCUGCCGCGUCAUGCUGCUGCACAGCAAGCUGUUCACGGACGCGUCGUCGCGCUCCAUCGGCGCGCUCAACCGCAUCAACUUCAACACGCGCUUCGUGCUCAAGACGCUGAUGACCAUCUGCCCGGGCACCGUGCUGCUCGUGUUCAUGGUGUCGCUGUGGAUCAUCGCCAGCUGGACGCUGCGGCAGUGCGAGAGAUUCCACGACGAAGAGCACGCCAACUUACUAAACGCCAUGUGGCUGAUAGCCAUCACUUUCCUCAGUGUCGGUUUCGGCGAUAUCGUGCCCAACACGUACUGCGGCCGCGGCAUAGCCGUCACCACGGGCAUCAUGGGAGCAGGCUGCACGGCGCUGCUGGUAGCGGUUGUGUCUCGUAAGCUGGAACUUACGAGAGCUGAGAAACAUGUCCAUAAUUUUAUGAUGGACACGCAGCUAACGAAGAGGCUGAAGAACGCGGCCGCCAACGUGCUGCGCGAAACGUGGCUCAUCUACAAGCACACGAGGCUCGUGAAGCGCGUGAACCCGGGCCGUGUGCGCGCACACCAGAGGAAGUUCCUACUCGCCAUUUAUGCCUUGAGGAAGGUGAAAAUGGACCAACGGAAACUCAUGGACAAUGCCAACACAAUAACCGACAUGGCGAAGACGCAGAACACCGUGUACGAGAUCGUGUCGGACAUGAGCAGCCGGCAGGACGCCAUGGAGGAGCGGCUGUCCGGCAUGGAGGACAAGCUGGCGGCCAUCCAGGAGCAGCUGGAGCUGCUUCCCGACACCUUGGCGCGCUGCCUCAGCCAGCACGCCGACAAGCUGGACCAGCGGCGCAACUUCCUGCACCCCGAGUCGGCGCUGCAGCCGCCCGCAACCCCCUCCUCCUCGCUGCCUCCGGCGGCGGCGGGGUCGCUGCUGCUGCCGCACUCGCGCAGCGUGCCCAACCCCUGGCCGCCGUCGCCCAUCCUGCCGCCCAUCAGCAGCCGCACGCCGCACCUGGUGCCCGAGACGCUGCGGCCGUCGGCGGCCUCCUCCUCCAGCUGAAGGCGGCCGUCCUCCGUGCAGACCAGUCUGUACAAGCGCGCGGCCGCCGCGCUGGGGUCGCUCUGCCUCCUCCUGGCUGAACACUCCCGGCCGACCGGCUGGGCUCGUUCGGGUUCCCCGCGUUCCGUCGGCUCGCAAACUUCCCCGCGGGUUGGUUUGCUUCUAGCCUGAGUGUGCGUGUCACGGCCACGAUCGCGCGGUACAACGUUAGAAAAUCAAUCUGGCGGGUAGGUCUUCAGCUGUGCCUCUCGGCCCAUGCUUCUCCAACCAGCUCUCGUGGGAUGGUGGUAGGUUGAAGCUAGCGUGCACGACAUCAAGUUUCAUAUGAUCGGCACCGCUUAUUACAGCUCGUAAAAGAAAAAAAUAUAGAUAUACUUGUUUGCCGACUGCUCUGAAUUAUAUCUCGGUCUCACAAGCCAUGUUGAAUUUUUUUUUUCGAUUUUUUUUUUGUUUCAUCAGGCCAAAUUUUUUUAGGGCUCUUCAUAAAAUUUUAACUCGCUACGUCCAAUGCAUUUGUUGUUCCGCCACACGUUUCUUCAAACAGAUAUUCAUUAAGUAUUGUAUCACGGGUGUUAAAAGGCCUACACUAAGUGAAUAUCUGUUUGAAAAUGUUUGUAGCAAAAUAAAUUCAAGGGAUGUAUCGAGUAAAAUUUAAAAAAAAAAUAGACUUUCAAAUAAAAACAAAAAAAAUCAACAUGGCGUGUGAGAACGAGCCUUAAAUAGAACAAAUAUUAUUUAUUAGGAGCAGAGGCGUCGUUUUGGCGUCUUAUUUUUUUUGUCUGGCAAACUUUUUGAAUCUGUGGAACUUACGGGAAUUUAAUGGGCCACUGUCUGCAUUUUGGAGGGAAUAGUGUAGGGUCAUAAAUACACGAAACCCCGCCAAACUUACCUAGACUCUUCAUUAUCGUUUCUUUUAAAAACCCGUUGCAUCGUCUCUUGCGUGAACUGAAGUUCAAACAUUUCCAAUCUGUGACAACAGGUAGCAGUAGUGUCGAAGAAAUGUUAGGUGCAUUAAUAUUGCUGCUUCGGGACUAUAUGAGUCGCUACAAUCGAUUGUGUCACGGCUAGCCUAUUAGGAUGAUUUUCACACAAAUAGCAUCAUUUCUAGCCGCUGACUCUAUUUUAAUAACGACUAAUACAUACUGUUAUUUAAAAGUUAAUAUAAAGCAAAGCAGGUUACAAAUUUAAUUUGUUUUUUUUUAAUUCGAAAAUAGCCUCUAGUUAAUUUAUAAAGAAAUAAUGUUGAAAUGAAAAGCCUAAUAAAAGCAUUAAACAAAAUAGUAAUUAUUUCGAACACUUAAAAUACGGUAUAUCACUUGAGAAGUGGUUGUAACAAUAUAAUAAGUACAAGUUUUGAUACUUGUCUUAUGAACGAUCUUUUUUUAAAAAGUGUUUCAUUGUGUUAAAUACUUUUACUUGACGUUGCGUCUGCACCCGGUGCUCUAAACACGACCGAAACGCAUGCGUAACGGCGCGUCGCAACCUGCUCGCCGGCACAGCCAUCACUGUCCGUACUGCCGCGGUCAACCACCGCUCACGUCACGCCCUUUGACGGCCAUCGGCGAACUCAAAGUUCGGAGCCCAAUGGUUGUUUGGGUCCCGGGGUCGGUAGCGCGGUGAUAAAACAAACUGAUCGAACAGGUUGUAGUGCACAAUUGUGUGUUUGAAGUUUGUCAAAAAUAAAUCUCGCAGUCCAAGCUCGUAGACAUAAUGCAAAGAUUUGAAUACUUAGUCCGAGUGUUUAUGGAUUUUUAUAUACAAUUUUAAUGAAUGUUUGGAUACAUAUAUUUUUGCAGGAAACCUGUCUCACGGUUCUCCAUUUGAAUAUAAGAUUUUUCUAAUGCGUUUGUAAAAAAGAUAAGAUAUCAGUCUAAAAACAAAGUGCAAAAUAAAGUCAUUAAUAUUUGCUGCUUCGAAACCACCUACAUUGCCUUUUGUGAAAGUACAUUUUUAAAGUAAUUUUAAAUGGUAUAUGAUUUUUUUAAUAUUUGACUACACCCUGAUAUAAUGACUUUUAAGUCAGGUAUUUUGCGCGAUUGAAAUAAUUUUUGGUAUUAGCAAUGUUGUGCAAAAUAGACGCAAACUUGGGCCGGGUGCGGGAGAUGUCUCCUUUUACUCUGGAGCAGGGAAAAGAGGAAAAAUGUUGACAUUGAUAGCUACACACUACUGAAGCAGGCAAUGCAUAUAAAAAUCAAUACCAUUUACCAUCCCCAGUCCUCGUUAGAAAUGUAGGUCUCACGCGGCUUCCAGCACGAUUAUAUUUUGUGGUCAGAUACUGGCUAAUGAUGCUAUUUUAUUUUAACUUGAAUGACAUAUUAUUCAUUUGCAUAUCACUACGUUUUUGGUCUUUAUAACUAAGGCGGAAAUAUUCUAUAGUUUAAGAACUUUUUCAAUUAGUCAUAAGAUGACACAAAAUUCCAAAGUAAUCAUUGAUUCGGAUUGUGAUUCAGCAUUGGAAAUUAUAAUUAUGUUCGAUGUCUACUUAAUUUUAUUACAUAGUUAUAAAAUGGACAUGUUCACUGGCUUAUAGAUACUUCAUCUCACAAUACUUCAAUUACUUGCACUUGGUGAAUAUCAUUGGGAAUCUAAUAAAAUCAUAUAUUUUUUUACACUUUAUAAGAAAAUCCAUUCUAUACAUGGUUAUUUAUUUAAAGCAAAAUCUCACAAAACCAUUGUCUUUCCAUUUUCACAUCGUAAAAAUCCAUAAAACUUAAUUCUCAUCGUUGAGGGCCGUAAUGUCUGUUAUGUCCAAGUUUACAUUGAAAGUCUCACUCUAUUGGUUUUAUAAUCAUGUUUAGCUACUUAUAAGAAUACAAAGGUUCGUAAUUUGUAUAAUGAUCAUGGGUAAACACGAAAAUAGGUUCACUUAUAUUUAUUGUAUAUUUUAAAGUUGUUUUUUUGUAUUUGGCCAUUUAAUUGUUCUCAUUCGAGCGUUUGGUUGCUAUUUCAACAUUCGUGCUCCUAUUUGUUUUUAAAUUUAAGCAGCAAUUGAGGCGAGCAAUCGUAACGUGUGGAAGCAAGGUUCUAUUCCGCACAAUCAGUUACAUUUUUUUUAUAGAUUUUUGACAUCUGUGACCUUCUGUGUUGCUGCCUGAGGUUUAUGAUCGACCCAUUUAGAGGAAGGCAUGACCACAUAUCCGCUGAAACCCAAUGCAGCACAGUGGCUCAUUAGCUAGGCGCAGACAUUACUAUACACUCGCCCUUACAAAUCAUUUUCUUGUUAUUCGAGUACAAAAAAUUGUGGUAAAAUAUCUACCGACGAAUUUUAAGUGGAAUUUUGUUUGUGAUAGAAUUUAUUUAAAAACAAGUUUUAGAUGUUCAUUUAUUUUAAUGUUGAUCUAUCACGUUUGUAAGGCUAGUUGAAACCUCUCCAUCCGCUUGCGACUGUUCUGUGUUUUCGUCGCGACCUAACGUUUGUACAAACUGUUCGCAACUCACGCAGUGCUGGACACGAAGUUUGUUUGCCUUUCUGUGCAAAUGUUCGUGAAGAAGAGUUUUGAAACUGAACACUUUCCCGCCCCACUCGACUGUGGUUUAACCUGUUUCGCUGUUCACUUAUUGGGGGCCUUCUGUUGUGCUGUGCUGAUGGGCUCUGCCCUAGGAUGUUACGGGAACAUUGCCCUGAUGUAUAUAUACAAAUUCAAGAGAGACUAUCUAUUUUAUUGGAUACUGCGAGUGAAUUCGGGAAAAUAUAUUUUACGAUGCGCAAAACAUUUCACGAUGAAAAUAAAAAAACUGCUGGUAAAAAUUUAUCCACAUAUUUAAAAUAAAUAUUCCUUAAAUAUAAACUUUAUGUAGGUAUAUGUUCUGAUUUGUGAAAAAUCAAUUUUUUUACAAAACUUUACAAAUUUUUUGUGUUUUUAAAUCUAAAAAUACCAUACAAGAAGUUUUACUUCACAACUUUGUUUCGAAAAUUCUUUUUGAAUAGUACGUUGUUGUUAUUAUUACAUUAUUUUGUC
Molecule: messenger RNA, 7013 nt
Organism: Bacillus rossius redtenbacheri
Lineage: Eukaryota; Metazoa; Arthropoda; Insecta; Phasmatodea; Bacillidae
Gene: SK
Product: small conductance calcium-activated potassium channel protein
Exons: 12
Coding region: 409-3054 (881 amino acids)
Biological process (GO): potassium ion transmembrane transport
Cellular component (GO): neuron projection; neuronal cell body; plasma membrane
Molecular function (GO): calmodulin binding; small conductance calcium-activated potassium channel activity
Source: RefSeq, a predicted model, not a curated record